This is a messenger RNA of Syzygium oleosum, 1810 nucleotides long. Its product is annotated as anthocyanidin 3-O-glucosyltransferase 6-like. The record is from RefSeq and is a predicted model, not a curated record. Gene Ontology annotation, molecular function: UDP-glycosyltransferase activity. The transcript has a single exon. NCBI's taxonomy places the organism in Eukaryota, Viridiplantae, Streptophyta, Magnoliopsida, Myrtales, Myrtaceae. The coding region runs from base 107 to 1573 and encodes 488 amino acids.
UCAGACCUUCCUCCAUCAUGAACGUCUCCACAACCAAUCCCGAAUCAACUUUAAUCAGAAGGCACCACCGAGGAAAAAGACCUCCAUAUCCAUCGGAAUCAUCAGCAUGGUCAAAGCGGAGCUCGUGUUCGUUCCGUCACCGGGCUUGGGCCACCUGGUGUCGACGGUGGAGAUGGCGAAGCUCCUGGUCGACCGAGACCCCCGCGUGUCCGUCACCCUCCUGAUCAUUAAGCUGCCGUACGCAUCUCACUCCGGCAUCGAUGACCGGAUGCGAUCGCUCGCCGACUCGAUGGCUGCCCGCUUCCGGUUCGUUCAUCUUCCCGAAAUCGGCCUGAUCUCGGAGACCAACCCCAUCAAAAACCGCGAUCUGUGCAUCGAGAGCUCCAAGCCUCACGUAAAAGAAGCUAUCAGGCGGCUCACUGAGUCCGGCUCGGGCCCCGACUCGCCUCGGCUCGCGGGGCUUGUCGUCGACAUGUUCUGCACGACGAUGAUCGACGUGGCGAACGAGCUCCGGGUCCCCUCGUACAUGUUCUUCACGUCGAACGCGGCCUUUCUGGGCCUGAUGCUCCAUCUCCAGAGGCUGCGGGAUGAGCACGGAAUUGACUCGACCGAGUUCAAGGACUCGGACACCGAAUUGUACUUCCCAUACUUCACGAACCCACUGCCUGCCAAGGUCUUGCCCGCCAUAUAUCUGGUCAAGGAGGUCGCCCCGGCUUUUAUUGGCCACGCCAGGAGGUUCCGGGAAACCAAGGGCAUUUUCGUAAACACGUUCGCCGAGCUCGAAACGCAUGCGUUGAAGUCCUUGGUUGACGACACAAUCCCACCGGUUUAUCCAGUUGGACCCAUAUUGAACCUCGCGAGGUCGACCGGUGGCACAGGACCGUCCAAUGGUUUGGAGAUCAUGAAGUGGCUCGACGAUCAACCACAGUCGUCUGUGGUGUUCCUGUGCUUUGGAAGUCGGGGUAGCUUCGACCCGGACGCCGUGAGAGAGUUCGCCACCGCACUCGAGCGUUGUGGGCACCGGUUCCUGUGGUCCCUACGCCAGCCACCACCCAAGGGCAAGGUAGGACCACCGCGAGAUUACACAAAUCCCGAGGAGAUUCUACCCGAAGGGUUCCUCGAUCGGACGGUCGAGAUAGGGAAAGUGAUCGGGUGGGCCCCACAGGUGGACAUCCUGUCCCACCCGGCAGUCGGGGGGUUCGUGUCUCAUUGCGGUUGGAACUCCACGCUAGAGAGCUUAUGGUUCGGCGUGCCAAUUGCAGGAUUGCCCCUGUAUGCGGAGCAACAAUUCAAUGCUUUUGAGACGGUGGUGGAGUUGGAUCUCGCCGUGGAGAUUAAGAUGGACUAUAGGAGUGAUGUUUUGAUAAAGAGCGAGACAACAGUGACUGCUGAAGAGAUAGAGAGGGGAAUACGACGCGUGAUGGAGGCGGAUAGCGAAAAGAGGAAGAAGGUAAAGGAGAUGAGCGAGAAGAGCCGGAAGGCCUUGGAUGAGGGCGGUUCGUCGUGCUCAUCCCUCCGCCGUUUGAUCGACGAUAUCUUCAAUAAUAUGCCCCCGGUAAGAGCUGUAUCUUAAGAUGAAAUUUCGCGUGCCGUGGACGCAAUCGCUUGAUGUGUCCAAAGGAUUUCUCUUGAGUUUGGAUGGUCAUUGUAUCUCUAUCCUUAUUUGGAUUCAGUGCCACCGUAUAAUAAAUUCGAAGGCAGCAUUGUAAUGGAUGUUCCUGGUGAAUAUGGCUUCUGUAAAGCAGUUCCUUAUAUGUAUACUUGCAAUUUGCAACAUUGGGAAGACCCAAAUUUGCGAGGUUUUGGUUAA